AUGUCCAAAUUGUUCUACCUUCCUUUGUACCUUUGUCAUAGGGGGAAUGGAAGCAAAUCGGCAGGAUUGGGGAGAAGCGGGACAGGGGGGAAAGGCGAAACAAAGAAAGGUGGGACGACGAAAGGGAUAACUCAUUCGAAGGAUGCUAUAACACAACGAGGUGAAGAGAAAGAAACGCAAGGAAACAAAAGAAAUAAACUUAGCUUAUUCUUAAAAAAGUCGACAAAAAAAACGAAACUCUCCUCUGAUAAGUACAAUUUGUGCGACACGCUGUUCCUCUUUAAUGACCUUAAAAAUUACAUUAUCCUUGAAAACAGAAAACACUUGUUUGAUUCCUUCACAGAGCAAAACUUUUCCUCCAUCAUAAUAACCCCCCUGAACAUCCUUCCAAACGUUAUUAUAAAAAAAUACUUUGGAAUUAUUUCCAUGCACAUCGUGAAGGAAAAUGUUAACCUCAAGCAGUUUGAUGUUUUUUACCAAAGCAUAAUAUCGGAUAUUUUAUUUAUUGCCAAGUCUCACAUUAAGGCCAUCGGGGCCAACUUAAUAUGUUCCUUUAAGAUCACCAACUUAUUCAUGCGCGAGGAGAGGUCGCACGCCUACGCGCUGAUCAGCAUUUGCGGCGACGUCGCCAAGAUUUGA
Molecule: messenger RNA, 639 nt
Organism: Plasmodium fragile
Lineage: Eukaryota; Apicomplexa; Aconoidasida; Haemosporida; Plasmodiidae
Exons: 1
Coding region: 1-639 (212 amino acids)
Biological process (GO): positive regulation of D-glucose transmembrane transport; protein localization to plasma membrane; positive regulation of vesicle fusion
Cellular component (GO): plasma membrane
Molecular function (GO): calcium-dependent phospholipid binding; calcium ion binding
Source: RefSeq, a predicted model, not a curated record